Molecule: messenger RNA, 2880 nt
Organism: Oncorhynchus nerka (sockeye salmon)
Lineage: Eukaryota; Metazoa; Chordata; Actinopteri; Salmoniformes; Salmonidae
Gene: tbc1d23
Product: TBC1 domain family, member 23
Exons: 18
Biological process (GO): retrograde transport, endosome to Golgi; embryonic brain development
Cellular component (GO): trans-Golgi network
Source: RefSeq, a predicted model, not a curated record
CUGACCUGUCUUGUUCUCUAACCUGUCCUGUCUUGUUCUUUGUCCUGUCUUGCAACAUUGCCCUAAAAAAUGUGUGUUCUAUAGGCGUUAGAUGUCGUUCUGAUAGUGUUGCUGUUUCUCUGUCCUGCAGGGAUCAGGAUCUGGCUGAGGCCCUGGACUCUGGAGGCUCUGACCUGGAGCUAGAGAUGGACAUACAGGGGAGCUGGGGUUGGGGGAGGGCUGGGGCUGGGGGGGGGCGGGGGCUGGAUGGGGAAGAGGCCGGGGAGGUUAUUCGAGUCCAGGAGCUACCAGCCCAGCAGAGAGCCAAGCUGUGGAAGAUUGCGCUGAAUGUGGCAGGUAAAGGAGACAGUCUGUCCUCGUGGGAUGGAGUCCUGGAUCUUCCAGAACAGAACCUUAUACACACCCGCUGCCAGCAGCUCAUUGACCAGCUGGGGUGCGUUGCGGAGGAGGAGGGGCGUGACAUGGUUUCUGACGUAGAGUCUGUCAUCACGUUCUACUGUAAGUCCCGAAACAUCACCUUCACCCCUGACCUCUCCUGGCCACACCUCCUCAAACCCCUGCUGGGCCUGCAGCUGCCUCGUUCCGAUCUCUACAACUGCUUCUACGCCAUCAUGAAUAAAUAUAUCCCACGGGACUGUGUAGUGAAGGGCCGUCCAUUCCACCUGUACAGACUGCUGCUGCAGUAUCAUGAACCAGAACUCUGCUCCUUCCUCGACACCAAGAAGAUCACCCCAGACUCCUACACUAUACACUGGCUAGGCAGUCUGUUCUCCAGUCACUGCCUACCAGAGGUGACUCAGGCCAUGUGGGACUUUUACCUCCAACAGGCUGACCCUUUCCUCAUCUUCUUCCUCCUGCUCAUCAUCCUCGUCAAUGCCAAAGAUAACAUCCUGCAACAAGAAGGGGACAGUAAAGAAGAUAUCAUUAAGAUGUUGGAGGACUCUCCUGCCCUGUUAGAGGCUGAUGAUAUAGAAGACCUGUUCUCUCUGGCACAGUAUUACUGGAGCAAGACCCCUCUGUCUCUCAGAAAGGAGAACCAGAACUUGUUUGGGUCCAGCCUGGUGGCACUGAAGGAGGAAGACAUGGAUCUGAGUCAGGCUCUCUGUCUCCCUGUGUCUGUCCCUGAGAUACUGCAGGCCAACCAGCUGCAGCCUGUGACUAACAACACCCCUGAGGAAGGGGUUCGGUUCUUUGUGGUGGACUGUCGACCUGCUGAGCAGUACAACGCUGGACACCUCUCUACUGCCUUCCACCUGGACUCAGACUUGAUGCUGCAGAACCCGUCAGAGUUCAGCCUAUCAGUGAAGUCCCUCCUGGAGGCCCAGAAACAGAGUCUAGAGUCUGGCUCCAUCGCUAGUGGAGAACACCUCUGCUUCAUGGGUUCAGGGAGGGAGGAGGAGGACAUGUACAUGAACAUGGUGCUGGCACACUUCCUACAGAAAAACAAAGAGUACGUCAGUAUCGCUAAAGGUGGUUUUAUGGCCCUGCAGCAGCACCUAACAGACAUCAAUGUGGAGGGGCCAGACAACUAUGUCCACUGGAUAGUCAGCACCUCUGGAUCAGCUGAAGGAGACGCGUUGAGCACCACAGGGGAUAAAGGAGUCAAGUCUCUGGUCAACAAGAUGACCUUUGCCCUCAAGUCCAAGUCUGUCAUAGCGAAGGAGAAGAUGAUAAGCUUUAUGGAGAACACGGCUACACCUGUGGACAGAAUGUCUUUCACUCUCCCCUGGCCAGAGAAGGGGGUCCCUGACCGACAUGUGAGCAGUAGUGACCGGGUUGGAAAACCUUACAGAGGAGUGAAGCCAGUGUUCAGCAUCGGUGAUGAGGAAGAGUAUGAUACAGAUGAGAUUGACAGCUCGUCCAUGUCGGAUGAUGACAGGAAGGAGAUCGUAAACAUCCAGACGUGGAUCAACAAACCAGAUGUGAAGCACCAUGUUCCCUGUAAUGAGGUCAAGGAAACCGGACACAUGUUCCCCAGUCACCUGUUGAUCACAGCGACCCACAUGUUCUGUCUGAGGGAGAUCGCGUCCAGGAAGGGUUUUGCCUAUAUCCAGUCCAGACAGGCUCUCAACAGCGUGGUCAAGAUCACCUCCAAGAAAAAACACCCAGAACUCAUCACCUUCAAGUUCGGCAACAGCAACACUGCUGGAAUAGAGAUCUCUGCUGUGGAGAGGUAUCUGAUCCCCAACGCGGGUGACGCCACCAAGGCCAUUAAACAGCAGAUCAUGAAAGUUCUGGAUGCCCUGGAGAGUUCCUAGAGACAGACAGGGAUACAUGAGAGCCCCCCCAGCUGGCCGGGAGGGGAGACGUCUGUCUGUCUGUCAGCUGAGGGCAGGGUGCUCUGUUUCUAUUGAUAUCUCUCUCCCUUUCUCUCUGUCCUCCUCCUCUUCCCAGCCAGGCGAGGACCUGGACAGAUCCUGUGUUGACUGUUAACCCUCCCUGUCUGUUGGGCUGAGGGUGUCGUCUCUCUCCCUCCCUGGUUGCUGAGGACCUGAGAGAAUGAUUGAUACUGGAUGAGUCCCAAACGGCACCCUAUACAAUAUAUAGUCCUAUCGGGCUUGGUAAAAAGUAGUGCACUAUAUAGGGAAUAAGGAUCUGGUCUAAAGUAGUGCACUAUAUAGGGAAUAGGGCUCUGGUCUAAAGUCGUGCACUAUAUAGGGUAUAGGGCUCUGGUCUAAAGUAGUGCACUAUAUAGGGAAUAGGGCUCUGGUCUAAAGUCGUGCACUAUAUAGGGAAUAGGGUCCUGUCUGGGAGGCAUCCUGAGACUGUUGCUCCCUAUUCACCACCCUGGUCUCCUCAUCCUGUCUGAUAUAUAUGGGUUACACCCUCCAUUACCCUGGUCUCAUCCUGUCUGAUAUAUAUGGGUUACACCCUCCAUUA